AUGUCCAUUCAUUAUAAUAAUAAUAACCAACAAUUGUAUCAAGCUGAUCUGAGUCUUCUUGGGAAAGGAGGAUAUGAAACAAUCGCAAAGUUUAUUGCGGAAGCAUCUUUUCAGCUAACAACUGCUAGUGGCAGCGUCUUACCAACUGACGAAAUCAAAAGCAAAGCGGAUGUAGCUUAUUUACAAUCUGGAAUAGCAACAUCCUCUCAAGGUCUACCCAAAACCAACAAUCGGUUGGGUUACACAAAUGAUGAUUACUCGUUACUAAAAGCUACUUAA
This is a messenger RNA of Ascoidea rubescens DSM 1968, 279 nucleotides long. RefSeq lists its product as uncharacterized. The record is from RefSeq and is a predicted model, not a curated record. Lineage: Eukaryota; Fungi; Ascomycota; Saccharomycetes; Ascoideales; Ascoideaceae. The transcript is spliced from 2 exons. Bases 1 to 279 code for a protein of 92 amino acids.